CACCCUGAGCGGACCCGCGCCUCCGCCCACCCCCGGCGCCUGCGCCCGCCUCGCCCCCAGGGCGGCCUGAGUCCCCCCGCGUCCGCGCGCCACGGGAGCCCGGCGCCGACGGCGGGGCGCGCGGGGCCCGCUUCCUCUGCGCAGUCCCCUCGCGUCCCGGCGCGGCCCCCGCGAUCGCGCGUCGCAGCGCCGGCCACGGUCUCCGCCCGCCCGCACCCCCGCUCGCGCCCUGACUGCCGGCCCCGACGGGACCCCGGCGGCCGCGGGCAGCGCCGGUGCCAUGGGGCUGCCGACGCUGGAGUUCAGCGAUUCCUACUUGGACAGCCCGGACUUCAGGGAGCGCCUGCAGUGUCACGAGAUCGAGCUGGAGCGAACCAACAAGUUCAUCAAGGAGCUGAUUAAGGACGGCUCCCUGCUCAUCGGGGCGCUGCGGAAUCUGUCUAUGGCAGUACAGAAAUUUUCCCAGUCACUGCAAGACUUCCAAUUUGAAUGUAUUGGUGAUGCUGAAACAGAUGAUGAAAUUAGUAUUGCUCAGUCACUAAAAGAAUUUGCAAGACUACUCAUCACAGUAGAAGAAGAAAGGAGAAGACUGAUUCAAAACGCCAAUGAUGUAUUAAUUGCGCCACUUGAGAAAUUUCGAAAAGAACAGAUAGGCGCAGCAAAAGAUGGGAAGAAGAAGUUUGACAAGGAGAGUGAAAAAUACUAUUCUAUUCUUGAAAAACAUUUAAAUUUGUCUGCGAAGAAAAAGGAGUCUCAUUUGCAAGAGGCAGAUACACAAAUUGACCGAGAACAUCAAAACUUCUACGAAGCAUCGCUAGAAUAUGUCUUUAAAAUUCAAGAAGUUCAAGAAAAAAAGAAGUUUGAAUUUGUCGAGCCGCUUUUGUCAUUCCUUCAGGGUUUGUUUACUUUUUACCACGAGGGAUAUGAACUCGCCCAGGAAUUUGCACCAUAUAAACAACAGCUGCAGUUCAACUUGCAGAAUACAAGGAAUAAUUUUGAAAGUACUCGACAAGAGGUAGAGCGGUUGAUGCAAAGGAUGAAAUCUGCCAACCAAGAUUACAGACCACCCAGCCAGUGGACAAUGGAAGGCUACCUUUACGUCCAGGAGAAAAGACCACUUGGUUUUACAUGGAUUAAACAUUAUUGUACGUACGAUAAAGGAAGCAAAACAUUUACAAUGAGUGUUUCAGAAAUGAAAUCCAGUGGGAAAAUGAACGGCCUUGUCACCAGCUCGCCAGAAAUGUUUAAAUUAAAAUCUUGUAUCCGACGAAAGACAGAUUCAAUUGACAAACGAUUCUGCUUUGACAUAGAAGUAGUUGAAAGGCAUGGGAUCAUCACAUUGCAGGCCUUUUCAGAAGCUAACCGGAAACUCUGGCUCGAAGCCAUGGAUGGGAAAGAACCAAUUUACACCCUGCCUGCCAUUAUGAGCAAGAAAGAAGAAAUGUACUUAAAUGAAGCAGGCUUCAACUUUGUGAGAAAAUGCAUUCAAGCUGUGGAAACAAGAGGCAUCACAAUUUUAGGCCUCUACCGAAUAGGAGGGGUGAACUCCAAAGUUCAGAAACUCAUGAACACCACAUUUUCUCCCAAAUCCCCUCCUGAUAUGGACAUUGAUAUUGAACUAUGGGAUAAUAAGACAAUAACAAGUGGACUGAAAAACUACCUCAGGUGCCUUGCAGAACCACUAAUGACCUACAAGUUGCACAAAGAUUUUAUUCUUGCUGUUAAAUCUGAUGACCAAAACUACCGGGUGGAGGCUGUACAUGCACUGGUACACAAAUUACCAGAGAAAAACCGAGAGAUGCUGGACAUCUUAAUAAAGCACCUGGUCAAAGUGUCACUACAUAGCCAACAAAAUCUCAUGACUGUCUCAAACCUCGGUGUCAUAUUUGGCCCCACUCUCAUGAGAGCACAGGAGGAAACUGUGGCUGCCAUGAUGAAUAUUAAGUUUCAGAAUAUUGUGGUUGAAAUUCUGAUAGAGCACUAUGAAAAGAUUUUUCACACCGCCCCAGACCCAAGCAUCCCUCUUCCUCAGCCUCAGUCUCGGUCUGGAUCCCGAAGGACACGAGCAAUCUGCCUCUCCACAGGCUCCCGGAAGCCCAGAGGGAGGUACACUCCGUGCUUGGCAGAACCUGACAGCGACUCCUAUAGCAGCAGCCCAGCCAGCACACCCAUGGGGAGCAUUGAGUCCCUCUCCUCUCACUCCUCUGAACAAAACAGCACGACAAAGUCCACCUCCUGCCAGCCCAGGGAGAAGUCCGGAGGGAUUCCCUGGAUUGCAUCCCCGUCACCGUCCAAUGGACAGAAAAGUCUUGGUCUCUGGACAACUAGUCCUGAAUCCAGUUCUAGAGAAGAUGCAACCAAAACGGAUGCAGAGUCAGAUUGCCAGAGCGUGGCCUCCGUCACCAGCCCAGGGGACGUUUCCCCACACAGAGACCUGGCCAAGAAAGGGUCUCAUGGGACUUCAGGACAGAAAAGAGCCUCAGCUACCUUCCUCAGGUCCCUCGCUGCCGCUGAAGGAAACAAGAGCUAUAGCGGUUCCACUCAAAGCUUAACUUCCAUAGGUUCCAAAGAGACGCCUAAAGCCCCACCAAACCCAGACCUGCCUCCAAAAAUGUGCAGGAGGUUAAGGCUAGACACGGCCUCCAGCAACGGCUACCAACGACCGGGCUCCAUUGUGGCAGCGAAAGCCCAACUGUUUGAAAAUGUUGGUUCAGUUAAGCCAGUUUCUUCUGGGCGCCAAGCCAAAGCCAUGUACUCCUGUCAAGCAGAGCACAGCCACGAGCUCUCCUUCCCACAGGGGGCGCUCUUUUCUAAUGUGUACCCAUCAGUGGAACCAGGAUGGUUGAAGGCAACUUAUGAAGGCAAAACAGGACUAGUCCCAGAAAAUUAUGUUGUCUUCCUCUAAUACUAUUUAGUGGAUGGCAGUAGCUUCAUGGUAUCCAUGGUAACAAGUAAUACGUGCUAUGAUUUUAUCUGACACAGAUAUGGCAAUCAGCCCACUAAAUGAAAACAGACAAUUUCUAUCAAGUCCUACACCAGCAGACUAUGUAGCUCCCUAUUAAUGGAAAAGGAAAAAAAAAAACGUUUAAAUUGUUUGCCAUUCUUUUUAUUAUUUUUUUACCCGUUUCUUGUCUUAAAAUAUCUUUCUUUUUGAUAAGUUUCCACAAUGACUCCAUAACAAUUGAGAAUCUCAAAUACUGUAUAAGCACUAUAUCCCAGAAAUUUGAAAACUAGAAAUUUGAUAUAAGGAUUUUGGGAUCUGCCCUUCACUGUCUGGUAUUCUCUGAGAAACCUUGAAAUCGUUACUUAAAAAUGUAAUGUAAACUGUUCAUUUAUGAUUUUUUUCUUUAAAAAAUAUACUGCUUUUAUAUAUGAUUGUUUUGCUGGUCCUAAACAUUUCAAGGAAAUAAGUGUUUUUUUUUUCAUGUAACUUUAUUUUUGUUUACCAAGGAAGAUGAUAAUACUCAAAAGCAAUGAUGUAUAUAAUGCCUGUAAAUGAAGCCAAAAUAAGUCAUACACUGAGUCCACUGGAAACACUCCAUCCCGCAUCCAGACGCCUUCCAUAGGCUUUGAGUAGGGACCAGCGAACUAUUUCUGUGAAGGCCUGAUAGUGAAUAUUGUGUCUUUUGCAAGCCCUAUAGUCUCCAUCACAAUACGUAACUGCCAUCGUAGCAGAAAGCAGCCAUAGACAAUAAGGAAACAGAUCGGGGAAGCUGUGAGCCAACACAACUUUAUAUAUGGACCCACCCUGAAACUUGAAGAUCACAUAAUUAUCUUGACACAAAAUAGUCCUCUUUGACCAUUUUCAGCUGCUGGAUCAUACAAAAACAGGCAGCAGGUCCAGUGUUACUCAUGGAUCGUGGUUUGCUGAGCCCUGGUUUAGAGGAUGUGUAAAACUACCUUUAUUACUUAGGGAUUUCUAUGAAAUUUUACUACAUUACAUACAAAUACUGAUAAAUUAUAUGCACAUAGUAGCAUCAUAAUAGCAUCACAAAAGCAUAAUUACCGUCCGUGUGAGGAAAACAAUGUAAAAGUGUAGGUGUACAACUUAAAUUCUACUUGUAACAUUAAAGUGUCAAAGAAUUCUGUUGAUACCUAAUUUUGGCUGAUGAGAAAUUCUCUCAUCAAAUGAUCAAGAAAUUUUUAAGAUACUAGUAGAGAAGCUAUGCCUUCUAAAGUCUAUGCUUAGUUGAAACAAUGUAAGCAUAAAGGUACAGGACUCUUAAAUUAUUUUGAACCACAACAUUUUUAAAGGUUUUAUCAUUUUUAGCAGGAAUAAAAUGUGUACAUGAUUUCUUAAAAUGCCAUUCAAUUUACAGUCUUUAUUAGGAAUUUCACUGAAUUUAUAGAGCAUAGAAAUUUACUACCCAUUUAUAUAUGCCGUCAACAGCUGGUCACGCAUUUCUGUUAUUUCAAUAAUUCUAUUUCAGUAAUUCUAAUAUAUUAUUUCUAUAAAUAUUUGCAUGUGGCAAAGAGCCUUUCUUCUCAAGAUUUCAAAAAGCUGGUUACCUGUCAUUUAACUGCCACAGCGCAGGCCCACUGGGCUAUAUUUUACUUGUUACUUCAGAGUUCUCCACUGUACAGGCACUCAGGUAUUGACUGUAUAAAACUCUUUUUAUGUGAUAUUAUAAUCUGUAAUCUCAGUCUCUUCUACUUUAAAUUAAUGUCUCCAGAGUUAAUAGAAUAUAUACUCACAUAUGCAUGUACACACUAUGCCUUGGAGCGUUUAUGCUUUUAAAAUUAAAAAUGGAAACAUAGAGUAGAAUUUAAAAAAUAAAGAGAAUAACAGUAGGUGGGGUCACAACCAGAAAUAAAUAUCAGUGCAUUGGAAUGAAAAACUAUUUAAUGUUAUAAAAAUUAGUAAUAUAAUGAAAAAAUCUGAUAAAUGUUUCUCUCUCUCUCUCUCUCUCUCUCUCUUUCUUUCUUUUUUUUGCUUUCCUCCUGCUGUUCAUUUUUUGUACACAAUAAUAGGGUGUUGCUAGAGCUUCUUGCGCUCUAGACCCUUGGUGGCCUUUAUUAGUAAUAAUAGCUUUGCCAACACCCUCGACUACCCUCUGCUGGAACAGAAGGUUGUCUUUCCGCAGUACCUGCCAGUCCCUUAGUCUAUACAGCGCUCUCACUGUGACCACCCUGGCCAUCGUCUGGCAUCCUACCAGAUUAGAACCUCUUAAAAGCAAAUUGAUUUUCUUUCAUAGACCAACCUGACUCCAAAAAGAGAUUCAGAAUUCUAUUCCACUUGCUGCUGCACAAGGAAAUCUCACCCUUCAUUGUAUUUCACACAGACCAGAGUGUUCCUGCCUCUGAGUUGUCUGCGAGCUAAUUUCAGUCGGGAAUUAAGCUUUUGCUGUCUAGGAUGUGGCAUGGAGCGCUUUCUCCUGGUGAGACGUGCCUGUGGCAGUACGUGCUGUGGUCCCUUUUUUGAAACAAGCUACAAAAGUGCUUCUUCAAAUCGUGUUUUUGUUUGAAGUGUUAAUCUUACAGAUUUUUGAGGAUGGUUCUUUUUUUUCUUCAUACCGAGUACACGUGUAAGCAUGUCAUGGCUAUAUACAGGCUGUCCCCCAAAAAUGUGUACGCACCUUAACAGCUGACAGCUCAAUUUUGAAAAUGAAAUGCAUUUUAGUAAACACUGCCAUUAUAAUUAUUCAGAGUGUGUGUAUACAUUUUGGGGGAUACCCUAUAUAUCGGAGAUAGACUACAACUGCUUUUCUCACGAAAUGAAUUUCCUGCAGAUAAGGUGUUUAUGAGCAGAGGGAAAAUCUAAACAUGUGCUCUGCAUCACAAUAUUAAUUACACAAGAAGGUAAUGCCAAUCAUUGGGAGAUCAGAUUCCAAAGUGUAACAGCAUUUCAAUGAUAAAACCUUAGCUUGUCAGAGACAAUGUGAAGUUGUUAGAAUUGCUACAUCCACACCCUCCAGGCACACCUGUGGAUUCUAAUCACUGGUUACAGUAUAAUCAGUAUGAAGGUGAGGUUGAUGAGCCUAAGUCAGUCAUCUUGGGUGUUGUGUGAAAAUAUCCCCAAGGGCAAACAUUUAUGUAUUUAACAGGUGACUCUUUUUGUACCAUAACUCUACCAAGUUGAAAGAACCUAGUCCAUCAACUGAAGGCUUAUGCCGCUCUGUGAAUAUAUAUGUCUGAACAGUAAAAUAAUGCUUGUAUUCCUGUAGCGCCCACGAAGGAUGAGGAGGAUGAGGAAGCGCCAUUGCUCUUUGUUUGAUGUGCGUGGUUUUGCUAAUUGGGUCAGCACUCUGCGCUUUGUAAUAUAAAUGAGUACAACCAGGUUUCUCAACAAUAGCUCGAUUGCUGGCUCUUUCAGGAGUGGGUGGAGAGAAAAAAAAAGAGUACCUUACGGUACAAUCCCCAAUGAUCCAGGUUCCCAAAUAGGGAAAAUAAAGAUACAUACUGACUUUUAUUCUUAUUCUAGAUAUUUGGUUUUACAUGUUGUGGCAUGCUUUCUAAAUUUCCACCGUGUUGUAAGAAAAAUAAACCUGGCGCGUUAAUCCUG
Molecule: messenger RNA, 6502 nt
Organism: Myotis lucifugus (little brown bat)
Lineage: Eukaryota; Metazoa; Chordata; Mammalia; Chiroptera; Vespertilionidae
Gene: ARHGAP42
Product: Rho GTPase activating protein 42
Exons: 24
Coding region: 281-2905 (874 amino acids)
Biological process (GO): signal transduction
Cellular component (GO): cytoplasm
Molecular function (GO): GTPase activator activity; protein binding
Source: RefSeq, a predicted model, not a curated record